AUGUAUGCUAAUCAACAAAUGCCAAAAGAAAUUGAUAAUGUACCCUGUUUACAAUUGAAAUUUUGGCCAAAGGAUAUUCAACCAUUUCUUAAGCGUUUCGAAGUUAAUCGACCACAAUUAUAUGAAAAAAUAAUUCGAAAUUCAUCGAUUCAUGUGAUACCAAAAUGGUCAACAAAAACACCCAAAAUUGACCAAGAUGUUGAAUUUCGCUAUUCAUUUUCAGCUAUUGAACGUUUAUUGGCCGAACAUCGAAAUAAAAAUGAACAGAUAUUAAAUGGUAUAGCACGUUCGAUUUAUUUUAGGUGAGUCCUUUUCGAUUUAAAUUUAUAUAGAUGAUCUUGGCUCCAAAUCUUAGCAGCUUAAUUUCUAUCUAGAUUCACUUAUUACCAUGGUCUAGCUUCUAAAUCGUACUACUUCAUAGAUUAAAACAAGUAUAAUCUAACAGUGUGUUUUAAGAGACAACCCCACUUGAUUAAAUGAAAGAUAAAGUUCAAAAAACUCUUUUCGCAAGUCUGUGAACUUUUACUAUCAUUGAAACUAGUUUGGCAGAGAAAUCGAAACUUUAAAACGUUGUUUAGUCACAGAAGUUUAGGUUCCAAAAGUAAUUCAUAUUAUCCGAACCGAUAAGUACAAUAUACGGAAGACGGAAAAAACUAUAAUGAACACUGACGUGUUAUAUACAAGGGGGGAGAAAGCGGACCCCUAGGCUCCUGGAGUCCAAGGAGUCCACAGGAGUCCAAGUUCUUAGAAGACUGUUGUCUAAUAUUCAAGUAGGAAAAAGUGGCUUUUAACCAACUAAUUGAUUUUUCAUUAUUCAUAUUUAAGAUUUAUUUACUCUUAGUGGAAUAUUGUAAUUGAACUCUGAUAUUUCUAUCUUUUUUUAUUGCUUUUAUACUUGAAAUCUUUUAUAUAUAUUUAUUUAUUAUUCAAGAUCACAAGUAAUGUAAGGUGCUCCAAAUUCGAAAGGUAAGCAAAAAAGUAGAUUUCCUUCAAACAUAAUAUGGUUGGAUAGAGCUCACCCAGUUGAUUCCGAAUAUCGCCUUUUUAUCGAGUUUUGAUCACGUUUUGGAGGAGAAAUCUUCAAAAUACCACAAGAGUCGGAAAAAGUGGAAAAGUGAGCGUUAUACAGAAAGUUAUGAUUUGACCGUUUUCCGUUUACUCUAGUUUUUGAAACUAUUUUAUUCAAGUUCAGCAUCAAAAAGUAAGUAUAUCGAUGUAGGUUUGUCACUAGUUCAUCGUUCGGAUAUCUGCGAGCAGGACGGACUAAAUUCGCUUUCGGACGUUGUCACACCUCUCAAACCUAUGUAGUCUUUUGUUUCAAAAGCUAUCCUCAACUAUCAUACAUCAUUCGAAUCACCAUUCGACAGUGAACAAAAGCACAUAUGGAUUUAAGAAACUUUCAUUUCCCUGCUGAGAAAAGUCAUUAUUAGUGUAGCAAAGUAGGAAUUAUGCCCGUAGUUCUCGAUUUUCCCCAACAAAACUCAACUUCUAUGUAAUAAAAAUAUUGUAUUUGGAAUCAGGAUCAAAAGAUGCAUCGAUUAGUGUGUAUUUUGAAACUUUUAGUUGAUUUGGUGAAAAUCUCGUGAUUUUUCAACGUGAAAAUUCAAAAAUAAUUAAAGUACUCGGAUAGGACAGAGAUACAUAUCACUCGAUUCAUCUUUUGAUCCUGAUUCCAAAUACAAUAUUUUUAUCACAU
Molecule: messenger RNA, 1696 nt
Organism: Didymodactylos carnosus
Lineage: Eukaryota; Metazoa; Rotifera; Eurotatoria; Philodinida; Philodinidae
Source: the annotation of a GenBank genome assembly